Messenger RNA from Aureobasidium melanogenum CBS 110374, 1647 nucleotides. RefSeq lists its product as uncharacterized. The coding region runs from base 1 to 1647 and encodes 548 amino acids. The transcript has a single exon. The record is from RefSeq and is a predicted model, not a curated record. Gene Ontology annotation, cellular component: membrane. NCBI's taxonomy places the organism in Eukaryota, Fungi, Ascomycota, Dothideomycetes, Dothideales, Saccotheciaceae.
AUGCUUCCGUCGCUGGAUGAUUGCAACGAGUGUAAGCCUGCCUAUCUUCGGCGCAGACUUGACUCUUUCCCACCAUCUACCAUCGCUUUAUCAUCAGCGCCAUUUGCCUUGACCUUUUUGUUUGUUGCUGUCGCUGUAUGGCAAAAGGUCGUGCCGCAUCUUGCGUCAUCAAACUCGCAUAAGGACCAGAACAUACCAUUCUUCAAUCGGGAGACUCAACGCACAAACAACCAUGGAUCUAACUCACUGCGAACCAUCACGUUCAAGCGCAUAGCUGCAGUCACUUUUUCUACAACGAUCGCUCUAUCGGCUGUUCUUGUGGAGCUGAUUCUGUGUGAAAUCUCAAAUCUUCUGAAUCCAGCAGCUCGAGGACUGGCAUUGCGCGUCACCCUCUUCUCACUACUCAUCCUGAUCAUUAUCAUCAUACCAAGUCUGGAAGUACACACUCUCAUUACUGGAUCACGUUCUCGCUCAGAAUAUGCCACUCCUAACACACGCAAGUCUCGUCCGACCCUCCGAUACACAAUCGAGGCUUUGUUGCUGGGCUUCUGGUUUCUCGCCUUCUGGUAUGUGCCGCAUACAUCACUUCUUCCAGCAUCUCUUCAUUCGCAAGCGGGGCGCCCGAGUCAGGACAAGGACUUUGACUUCGUAGAGGCAUGUCUUGAGCGUGUUGGCAUCAUCGGAAUUUCUCUCAUGGCUUCUCUUGCUGGAUUUGCCGCAGUGUCCUCUAUCUGGCAGACAUUCGGCGUGAAACACCGCAUGGUUCGUGAGAGCGAUAUUGCGCGUAAAGAAAGCGGGCUGGCAGCGACCAAAGAUAUGUUAGCAGUCAAGCAAAGUCGUCUACGUGCAUUGGAGCGUAAAAUGUCUGAAGCACCGCAAGACAAGGGCGGGAUCAUGACAAGAAUGAUAGGCUCCAUCAAGGGCAAUUCCGACACAAAUGAGCAACGCAGCCUGGAAAUGGAGAUCUCGGGAUUGGAGACAAUGACGAUGACUCUUUCCUCCUCCCUGGCAACUCUGAAAACUCGAUAUGCAACACAGCAAAGAUCGCAAAAUAGUCUUGGACGUCUGUUGAAUGUGCUCAAUCUCGGCUUCUCAUUCUACUGUCUUUACCGUAUCGGAGCGACAACUGUCUCUUCACUCCGCAGAUGGUGGCAGCCAAACACGACAUUUGCGACUUCAGACCCCAUCAACAAUGUCCUCGCCUUGCUCACUACUCAUUACGACCCUUCACUGGAUCGCGAAGCUUGGUCUCGUCAGAUAUCCUUCGUGCUGUCAGGUGUCAUGCUCCUGCUGUCCUUCAACGCCGUUCUCCAGACUUUCCGCUUGUUCACUCGCUUCUUCCCCAAACUAGCUGCCCGCGCACAAUCUGCACUGCCGCUUGUCGUCUCUCAAGUCGCCGGUGCAUAUGUCAUCUCUUCCGCACUAUUGUUGAGGAGCAACUUGCCUAGUGAGGUGAGCAGCGUCAUCAGCGAGGCUCUGGGUGCACCAUUGGAAGGACGUUUUGUUGAGGCAUGGUUUGAAAGUUGGUUCCUAAUUGCCGUGCUAACGACGAGCAUCGGUAUCUUCAUCAGUCGCAAGGUGGGAUCAUCUGCUGAUUGGGAAGAUUGGGAAGAAAGUCAAGACGUGGAAAUGGGAAAGAUGCAUUGA